Messenger RNA from Saccharomyces cerevisiae S288C, 1035 nucleotides. It is a transcript of the gene HRT3, whose product is annotated as SCF ubiquitin ligase complex subunit HRT3. Lineage: Eukaryota; Fungi; Ascomycota; Saccharomycetes; Saccharomycetales; Saccharomycetaceae. Bases 1 to 1035 code for a protein of 344 amino acids. Gene Ontology annotation, biological process: protein ubiquitination. The record is from RefSeq and is marked reviewed. The transcript has a single exon.
AUGAUAGUAGAUUAUGAAAAGGACCCUAGGGCUAAAGAGGCUAUUGCUAUUUGGGAAAAAGGUGUACUGAAAGAGAAGGAUGGGUCAAUGUCAGAUGCUAUAAACUUCUAUCGAAGUGCAUUGAAAAUCCAUGAUAAUGUGGAAUCACUGUACAGAAAAAAAAUACUUGAUGAGUGGAUGCUGCACAAAAAACUAUCGGGAUUAUCAAUGACUACUGAUGCUCCAGAUGAACAAAAUGAAACCGGUAAAGAUGACUUAUCUGUUGAAGAAAAUGCUGAACUUCAACCCUGCUGGAUUCUGGAAAUCUUGCCUGACGACAUUUUACUGAGAAUUAUUAAAAAAGUUAUAUUAAUGUCUGGUGAAUCUUGGGUGAAUUUGUCGAUGACUUGUUCCACCUUUAGCAAGCUUUGCUUCCACGAUUCUGUGCCAUUUAAAACUUUCGCGAAGUACAUAUAUUCUAAGCAAAUAUACGACAAAAUGGCAAUGGAUCUUAACGGAAUCACCGAUAUAAAUACCUUUGAAAAGGAAAUAUGGCGGGGUGAUGAUUAUCGUAUGUUAAGGGAAAGGCCAUAUAUUAAAUUCGAAGGUGUUUACAUCAGUGUAGUAAAUUAUGUAAGAUACGGUUCCAAUGCAGAAAGUUCGUUAUCUCUUUUAAAGCCAGUUCACAUGAUCACCUAUUACAGGUAUUUCAGAUUUUAUGAGAACGGCCAAUGUUUGAGAUUACUUUCUACAGAUGAACCUAGCGCUGUCGUGAAGCACUUCUCCAAAGAGAACAAACCCAGGCAUAGUCAUAUGUGUUAUUGGAGCCUCGGAUUUGAUUAUGAUUUUGGUCAUUUAAAGAUAACAAGGUCAGAUGAAAAGUAUACGUUUAUCGAAGAAUUCCAAAUCAAGAAUCAAGGCAAUAAGAGAUAUCAACGGUUGAAAUGGCUAAGUUCAAUUGUAGUGGAUAAGGAAGGGAAUGCAUCUAACUGUUCGUUGAGAAAUGAGAAAUCUUUUUUCUUCUCCAGAGUGAAAUCUUUCAAGGAUCCUGGAUGA